AUACAACUCAUCAAAAAAAGAAAAGGAAAACAAAUAGAAUAACAGAGAGAAAUCGAAGAUGAAUGCCAUGAAGUUUGUUGUCCUUUUGAUCUUUGUUGGAGUUGUGUGUGCCAAUGUUGGCGUAAGGCAGCUCGAAGAAGUGUCCAAAGAGACGAAGUUAGGCAUCUCUAUUCCCAAAACUGUCACUACGAACAGCAUUGGAGCUGAGCUUGGCAGAGUUUAUGGUGUAACUGGUGCCUAUAAUUAUGAAAAUUCCAAUGCUGGUGCUGCUGCAGGUCCCAACGGUCCCAGUGCAGAUACAUCUUCAACUGUCUAUAAAAGUACUUAUGGAUAUAUCGAUGCAGAAGGUCCCAGCGCAAGUGCUGAUACUUACAGUACCGCUUUCGGUAGCACCGGUGCUAAUGCUGCAGCGGGUCCCAAUGGUGCUGGGAGCAAUGGAGACGCUUCCGGAUAUGCAUACAGCGGUGCUUCUGGCACCACCACCAACCCUUGA
Messenger RNA from Brassica napus (rape), 493 nucleotides. RefSeq names its product UPF0540 protein At1g62060-like. The transcript has a single exon. The coding region runs from base 59 to 493 and encodes 144 amino acids. NCBI's taxonomy places the organism in Eukaryota, Viridiplantae, Streptophyta, Magnoliopsida, Brassicales, Brassicaceae. The record is from RefSeq and is a predicted model, not a curated record.